UCCCUUGUAGCCCAUACAGACAACUACAAUGACCAGCGUGCCCCGCGCUCCAUGCCCCCCUUCUCUUUCAGCCUCAGACGCCCAGGAGGCUCCAAGCAUCUGCUGACUGGAAACGGAUAUGGCGGCCACUCUGGGCAGCGGGGAGCGCUGGACCGAAGCUUACAUUGAUGCAGUUAGAAGAAACAAAUACCCAGAAGACAAACCUCCUGAGAGUCAUGACCCCUGUGGUUGCUGUAACUGCAUGAAGGCACAGAAGGAAAAGAAGUGCGAGAAUGAGUGGAAUCAGAACCGACAGGGUGAAGGGAGCUCCACUUAUACUGAGGAACAACUGCUUGGGGUACAAAGGAUCAAGAAAUGCAGAAAUUACUAUGAAAUUCUGGGAGUUUCUCGAAAUGCCAGUGACGAAGAGCUUAAGAAAGCUUAUAGAAAACUUGCUCUGAAAUUUCACCCUGACAAGAACUGUGCUCCAGGAGCAACAGAUGCUUUCAAAGCAAUAGGAAAUGCCUUUGCGGUUCUGAGCAAUCCUGAUAAGAGACUCCGCUAUGAUGAAUAUGGAGAUGAACAGGUGACUUUCACUGCACCUCAAGCCAGACCUUAUAAUUAUUACAGGGACUUUGAAGCUGACAUCACUCCAGAAGAGCUAUUCAAUGUCUUCUUUGGAGGCCAUUUUCCUACAGGAAAUAUUCAUAUGUUUUCAAAUGUGACAGAUGACACUCACUAUUAUCGACGGCGGCAUCGACAUGAGAAAACACAGACACGGAAAGAAGAGGAAGACGAUAAACCUCAGACCACGUAUUCUGCAUUUAUUCAGUUACUUCCAGUUCUUGUGAUUGUGAUUGUAUCUGUCAUUACUCAGCUGCUGGCUGCUAAUCCUCCAUAUAGUCUAUUCUAUAAAUCGACCUUGGGCUACACCAUUUCCAGAGAAACUCAGAACCUGCAGGUGCCUUACUUCGUGGAUAAAAACUUUGACAAGGCCUAUAGAGGGGCUUCUUUGCAUGACCUGGAGAAGACGAUAGAGAAGGAUUACAUCGAUUACAUCCAGACAAGUUGUUGGAAGGAGAAACAGCAAAAAUCGGAGUUGACAAAUUUAGCAGGAUUAUACAGAGAUGAACGAUUGAAACAGAAAGCAGAGUCACUCAAACUUGAAAACUGUGAAAAACUUUCCAAACUUAUUGGCCUCCGCAGAGGUGGUUGAGAGAAUGAUGGUCCAGGGCAGGGUUGGGGUUUUGUUACUUGUUACUAUUUAUGUUCCCAAUUCCAUUUUAUAAUACAAAAUUAGGAAAUGACAAACAUUUUACAAUUUACUAACUUUGUUUACUGAGCAGAAUUAAGAGCUUGAGCAUGGAGCCAGACUUGUCAUCACAGAUUCCUUCCCAGGGAGUGGCUCCCAGGAUAGGAACAUUCCUAAGUGACAUGAAUGGCAAAGUGUUUCACUGAGCCCCCUUGCGCCAGGCCAACCCCUGCCUCUGUGAAUGUAGUUAAGGGCAUCCCAGAGAAGAUCUACAUUUUUUCCCUUCCCUUCUUCAGUGAAUUUUCAAUACCUAGGUACCCCUGGACUUAUCCAAAGCAGCUUUAUAUUACUUACAAUGUCUGAAAAAUUAUACCUCUCCUUGCAUUAGAGUCAUCAUCUCCCCUAAGAUUCAGCCUUCGGAACUUGUUCCUGUUCAACUUUCCAUUUUCUAAGGGGAAUAUGGAGACAUUUAAACUAUUUAACCAAUAGUUAUUUGUUAUCCUAGUCUGUGUUCAGUCAGGGGCAUUAGCAAACUGACUGAUUCGAGGUUCUUUUAUUUUCCUUACUCCUCCCUCCCGUAGAGGGGCCAGAAAUUAGAAACUGUUGAGCUGUGAUACAGUUCCACUGACAACUCAGCAGCAGGAAGCAAGGACUGAGGGAGAAGAUAAAAUGCAAGACAAAGUUUCAGCUCCUCAGCGCACAUUCUCAAGUAUAUCACAGAACUAGAGAAUGUUCUUUUUGUCAUUUCCCCUUGGUAUCAUCAUUUGGUAUCAUCGUUUUUGAGCCAAGUCCCUACACCCCACAGAGGAACAGUGAUCAGACCUAAGAGGAGGCAUUCCAGCCAGGCUAUGGCUCAUGCCUAGAGACGGAAGGGGAAGAUUGCCUCUGUGUCCAUUAGGGGCUAGCAUUGGCCCAGCAGUCAUUUUGUUUUACCCUCGAGUUUGUGGUAUAAAAUGGUUUUCAUUCAUUCAACAUUUAUUGAGUGCCUGCUAUAAAACACAGGCUCUCACAUAUAUUUUUUUAGUGAAGCUUCCUCACAACUCAGUGAAGUAGGUGUAUUAUCUCUGCUUUUAUGAAUGAGAACCUUGACCAGAGAGGAUGGUUGACCUUGGUUAUACAACUGGCAGUGGUAGAACUGGUUGGUAGGCGGAUUAUCAGUGGAAAAUGUGAGAGCUCAUCCUCAUUUCUCAGGUGAUUCAAGCCAGACUGGCAAAGCAGCAUCUUUCCCAAGGAUGCCUCUGUUGCCCACAACCCACUCCUCUGUUAUUUUUAUGGCAGUCCUGCAUUCCUGUUGUUCAUUAAAAGCAGGACCACAUGAAUAAAUUCUGUAUACAAAGUAAGAGUUUCCUUAAAGGCAGGCAGCCCUUCCCUCUGGUGACAAGGAAGAAAUAAGUCGCUGCCUAGACUAUGUGGUUCUACGCUUUUCCUGUGGAAGGGAGCGACUUGGAAUGCGCUGCCCAGAUUAUUAUGAGCCUCUGAAAUUGAAAGGACCAGGAAGAUGACCAUAGUCUACAUUCUUCCCUGGGUUUGGAAGAAGAGUUCCUAUUGAAAGGAGGGUCUACAUUAAGUCUGAGUUCCAAAGUAAAGUUUCUCCAUUCCGAUGUCUAGCACUGUUCAUAUGUGCACAUUCCAUAAGGACAGGAGAUGAGUUCUUAGGUAAAGAAUGGGGGCUUUGGGCCUGGUAUGGUAGCAUACAACUGUAAUCCCAGAGUCUUAGGAGGCUGAGACAGGAGGAUUGCAAGUUCAAAGCUAGCCUCAGCAAUUUAAGGAGGCCCUGAGCAACUUAGCAAGUCCCUGUCUCAAAAUAAAACAUAAAAAGGACUGGGGAUGUGGUUCAGUGGUAAAGUGUCCCUGGGUUCAAUCCAAGGUACCAGAAAAAAGGCAGGGGGGGGCGGGGAGGGCUGGUGACUGGUAGUGACAAAUGUUCAGUUAUAGGAAAGAGAAACAGUUCUGGAUAUAGCCAGAUUUUGCUGCCCAGCUAGGUCUAUUCUGGGUUUUGUUGGGUCUUCCUGACCUCUGAGUGACAGAGAAUUUACACUAUAAAAUUGUUUCCAUGAGUCAAACAGUCUUAUGGAAAGCUCUUACACACACAAAAAUCAAAGCUCUCCUCAACCUCUGCUAGAAAGUGAACCAUAUCUGGUCACAAUUAUGCACACCUAUAAUCCCAGCCACUCUCCAGCCUCCACCUCUGCCAGAAAAUGAGCCAUAGCUGAGUAUGGUGGUACACACCUGUAAUCCCAGUCCCUUGGGAAGCAGGCAGAUUGUAAAUUCAAGGCCAGCUUUGACAAUUUAGUGAGAUCCUGGCUCAAAAUAAAAAGGGCUGGGGGUAUAGCUCAGUAGUAGAGUGCUUGUCUAGCAUGCAUGAGGCCCUUGGUUCAAUCUCCAGUACUGCAAAAAAAGAAAAAGAAAAAAAAAAAAAACACCACAGUGGAAACAGUGAUAGGUUAAAAGGCAAAAGACCCUGCCCUAGAAAAUAUCCACAAAUAGUGUUGUCAAACAUUUUAUGGAUUUCAUGGUAGUGAUUAAUUAAAUGUGAUGCUAUAGUAGUAUUGUUUUAUUUGUUACUACUGGACCACAAUACCCACAUCUGGUUUUUCUCAAGGGAACCAUAUUUGCUUUUGGUUGACGGAUAAUUUAAUCUAUUUGGUACUAUCAAGAAUAAUGUUAAACAAAUAUCCUUGGCUGUAUUGUAGAUGGGUUGCCUGCAUGGUGGUAAAAUAAGAUUUUCCUUCUUGCCUAAAUCCUUUGGAAGAUUUUUACUGGUAUAUAAACUCUUUAGGGAAGGCUAUUCUCAUUGUUGGAACUUGGCACACAGCUCAAGACUACUUGUUGGAGGGCUACUACAGAUUGGACCCUGGUGUUGGGAGUGAGGCUAAGAAAGAGGGCUUGAAGCUCACAUAGAAAUAAGCUCUCAUUCAAGUGAAGAUGCUCUCCUGCACUGCUUGAUCAGAACUAAGGAGGGAAGAAUGAAAAUCCUUCUCACAAAGAAACUUGCAGCUUGAAGGAACCCAUGUACCCAGGUCAGUAGACCUGGAGUUCAUCUGCUCAAACCCAAAAAACUUUUAAGCUUCCUUAACAGGCCUCAUGGCUUAAGAGUGAGAAAAUAAUGUUGCACUGAGUGCAGUGGUAUAUGCCUGUAAUCCCUGUAACUUGGGAAGCUGAGACAGGAGGAUCACAAGUUCAAGGCCAGCCUCAGCAACUUAAUGAAACCUUGUAUCAAAAAAAUAAAAUUUAAAAAGGGCUGUGGAUAUAACACAGAGGCAGAAUGCUCCUGGGUUCAAUCCCCAGUACCAAAAAGAAAAAAAGAACAUUGCUGCGCUCUCUGGAAACCAUUAGAAAUUACAGUGAACUCCAGACCUCACCAGAACAUGAGAUUCAGCAGCCUGGCCAAGCUAUGUACUCCUUAUUUUUAUCCUCACACUCAGAACACUGUGAGGAAGCAUGUUGGAAUUCCAGAAGCUUUCUGUUAACAACUGGCCACACAACCAAGUCUCUGCAUGCACUGCUCCUCACAGGAGUUAGCAAUUUGCAUUUAUUUUGGACUAAUUAAGGUGUCAGCUUAGUGUCUUAAUUAUUUUUGGAGAUAGACAAGUUACUAUACAUCGUAUAUUUUGAGGCUGCAUUGUUGAUACCUUGUGCAGUGGCCACUACGUAAUUAUAUACCAUGUGUUAGGUACUGAUUACAUCAUUUGCAUCAUAUUCAGUAUGCAGAUUUAUAGAUGUGAAUGUUCUGUGACCAGAGUCAGGGAGGACACAGAUGAAAUCAGCUCCUGGUGGAGUUCAAAUCCUGAACACUCUGUUCACCUGAUCUACUGCAUCUAGAUUGAGUGUAUUUUAACAAAGAAAACAUUAAAUGAUUUUAUGUAAAAAGAA
This is a messenger RNA of Marmota monax (woodchuck), 5104 nucleotides long. It is a transcript of the gene Dnajc18, whose product is annotated as DnaJ heat shock protein family (Hsp40) member C18. The record is from RefSeq and is a predicted model, not a curated record. Bases 119 to 1195 code for a protein of 358 amino acids. NCBI's taxonomy places the organism in Eukaryota, Metazoa, Chordata, Mammalia, Rodentia, Sciuridae. Gene Ontology annotation, biological process: cellular response to misfolded protein. The transcript is spliced from 8 exons. Gene Ontology annotation, cellular component: endoplasmic reticulum membrane. Gene Ontology annotation, molecular function: Hsp70 protein binding.